AUGGUUCUUGUCAGGGUUGAUGUGCCACUGAGGCCCAAGAGCCAGCCCCUCUCGGACGAUGAAUCGAUUGCUGAAAGCACCUCCGCGAAAGCACCUCUACCUCAAGCGGCAGAUGGAUCUAGGUUCCAUGUCGAGCCACGCCUGGCGAGCGAUGCCGUCAACAACCCUCAAGUGCCAGUGUCUGAGGAUAGGCAAAAGCGAUAUUGGGCGCAGUUGAAACAAUUGGAAAUACAGAACAGGAAGCGACUCUUAAUGGCUAGACAAGAGAUGGCGGAAUCCGAGCAGAAGCAGGCCAACAACACGAGAGCAAGAGACUCGCUAGAGUCCAAUGUAGUUUCUUCGCGCGAAGACUAUCAUAUGCAACAGAUGGUUCUGGAGCAGGAGAAUGGAAGGAGAUUGACUGGAACGAGGCAUUAG
This is a messenger RNA of Cadophora gregata, 417 nucleotides long. RefSeq lists its product as uncharacterized. Bases 1 to 417 code for a protein of 138 amino acids. NCBI's taxonomy places the organism in Eukaryota, Fungi, Ascomycota, Leotiomycetes, Helotiales, Ploettnerulaceae. The record is from RefSeq and is a predicted model, not a curated record. The transcript has a single exon.